AUGUCCCUUCCCGCCGUGCGACGGUUGACCCACACGUCUCCCCGCACUUUGGCCCGCAUCUCCGUCUCCAGAUUUCCCAUUUUCACUCCUUCAUCCGCCUCCGCCGUUGCCCCUCGUGUCGCUCGCGCUUCGCGUUUUUCUACCAUGGCUGCCCGUCAAUCCGCUGCUCCAUCGGUCCAGUCCGAUAAGUCCUACGAUCCCGAGAUCAAGGACAUGGCCUCCUACGUCCACGACUACAAUGUGGAUUCCGACCUGGCGUAUGACACUGCUCGUCUGGUUUUCCUGGACACCCUGGGCUGUGGUCUUGAAGCUCUGAAGUUCAAGGAGUGCUCCAAGCUGCUCGGCCCCGUCGUCGACGGCACGGUUGUCCCCAAUGGAACCCGUGUCCCCGGCACUCCCUACCAGCUGGAUCCCGUCAAUGGAGCCUUCAACAUCGGUGCCAUGAUCCGCUGGCUCGACUACAACGACUGCUGGCUCGCCGCUGAGUGGGGUCACCCCUCCGACAACCUCGGUGGUAUCCUGGCCGUCGCCGACUGGAUCUCCCGCACCAACCGUGCCGGCGGUAACCUGGGCAAUGGCAAGAUCCUCAAGAUUCGCGAUGUGCUCGAGGCUAUGAUCAAGGCUCACGAGAUCCAGGGUGUUCUGGCCCUGGAGAACUCCUACAACAAGGUCGGCCUGGACCACGUCGUCCUGGUCAAAGUUGCGACCACCGCUGUCGUCUCUAAGAUGAUGGGUCUCACCGAGAAGCAGACUGCCGAUGCCAUCACCCAGGCCUGGGUUGAUGGCCAGUCUCUGCGUACUUACCGUCACUCCCCCAACACCAUGUCCCGCAAGUCGUGGGCUGCCGGUGACGCCUGCCAGCGUGCUGUCAACCUGGUCCUCAAGGUCCAGAAGGGCGAGGGUGGUCUCCACACCGUCCUCUCUGCUCCCGGCUGGGGCUUCUACGAUGUCCUGUUCAAGGGCAACAAGUUCCAGUUCCAGCGCGACUAUGGCAGCUAUGUCAUGGAGAACGUUCUCUUCAAGGUUUCCUACCCUGCCGAGUUCCACUCCCAGACCGCCAUCGAAGCCGCCCAGAUCAUCAACAAGAAGCUCGCCGCGCUGGGUAAGAGCGCCAAGGACAUCAAGGAGAUCACCAACCGCACCCACGAGGCUUGCAUCCGCAUCAUCGACAAGCAGUUCAAGGCCAUGGACAACUUCGCCGACCGUGACCACUGCGUCCAGUACAUGGUCGCCACCAUGCUGGUCUUCAACCGCCUGACCGCCUCCGACUACGCCGAUGGCUCUGAGGCCGCCACCUCCCAGCUGCUGGAGGAUCUCCGCAAGAAGAUCAAGUGCGUCGAGGACCCCCAGUUUACCAAGGACUACCACGACCCCACCAAGCGCACCAUCCCCAACGCACUGACCGUCACUCUGAACGAUGGCACCGUCCUCGAGGAGGUUUCCGUCGAGGCGCCUCUCGGCCACCGUCUGCGUCGCGAGGAGGCUAAGCCUGAGAUUCUGGCUAAGUACAAGCGUCACCUACAGGCGCACUUUGACCAGGCUCGCAUCGACGAGCUGCUCCAGGUUGGCUGGGACCGCCCUGCACUGGAGAACUAUGAUGUCGACAAGUAUGUCGAUCUUUAUGUUAAGGAUAAGGUGGUGGCUUCUGCUUGA
This is a messenger RNA of Penicillium argentinense, 1653 nucleotides long. RefSeq names its product putative 2-methylcitrate dehydratase. Lineage: Eukaryota; Fungi; Ascomycota; Eurotiomycetes; Eurotiales; Aspergillaceae. Gene Ontology annotation, molecular function: 2-methylcitrate dehydratase activity; 2 iron, 2 sulfur cluster binding. The record is from RefSeq and is a predicted model, not a curated record. The transcript has 3 exons. Gene Ontology annotation, cellular component: mitochondrion. Bases 1 to 1653 code for a protein of 550 amino acids.